CGAUUAGACACCAAUACCUGAAAAAAAUAAACCCUUUCCAGUCCUCGCUCUUCGUUCUCUCGGAGGAAUGCGCUGUUAUGUGAUUUUCUUGCACCAUCAUUGUUUCGUGGGUUUUCUAUAUGUUCCUUUUCGUGGGUAAGUGUUUUGAUCCUCCGUUUGUUGCGAGUCUAGGUUGGUCAGAAAUUUGAUCCUUCGUUUGUUGCAAGUCUAGGUUGAUCAGGAGUAGGACUCUUGAUGAACCCUUUUAAACUCGGAAAACCGUUAUUAAUUGAAUUUCUUCUUUCCUAAUUUUUUUCGUAAUUAUGCACCGUAUCGAUUCUCCGGUUUUCAUCUCGAUUGCUUGAUCCGGGGUUGUGUGAUUCUGUUAUUUGCCUGGUUUGGCCUUUUUGUGAUUGUGAUUGAUCACACGUGUUUGAAGUUGGUCCCAAAUAAGCCAGAAGACAAAAAGAUGAAAUCUUUGCAUUCAGAUUGGUAGAGUUCGGUCAUCAGCAGCACAGGGUGCAGGGAUCUUUGUGAAUUCUUAGGAAUAAAAUCGGAAUAAUGGCGAGGAAUAAGGAGAAAGACAACCCUGAAUGCCGCUUAAAUUCUCCGGUGCUGACAUCAAUGGCUGACUCAUCAAUCAGCCUGUUGAAACUCAUCUCGAUCUUGAUAAUUUUCGUGGUGGGUGUAGCUAUAGGACUGGUCUCUAGCUCCAACAUCAACAGGUACUUCACAUUCCACGACAACUACAAAAACACGUAUUUUGAUACCGGGCAAUUUAGCCAUGAUGGCUGGAGAGUAGUAGUGAAUUACGAGAGGGAUGUUUGCCUGAGCACUGACCGGUUUGUAAAGCCUAGAAAUCUCGACCAUCAGUUGACGGACGAUGAGUUGUUUUGGCGGGCCUCAUUGGUGCCCCAAAAGGAAGAGUUUCCCUUCAGGCGGGUGCAUAAGGUGGCCUUCAUGUUCCUCACACGAGGGCCUCUGCCAAUGUUGCCGUUGUGGGAGAGGUUCUUCAGUGGACAGGAUGCCGAAAAGUACUCGAUAUACGUGCAUGCUCUUCCUGGGUUCGAGCUCAAAGUGGAUAAUACGUCUGUUUUCUACAGGCGACAGAUCCCGAGUCAGCACGUGGAAUGGGGAUCGAUAUCAUUGAUCGAUGCCGAAAAACGUCUGCUAGCCAAUGCCCUCCUCGACUUCUCGAAUGACCGUUUUGUCCUCCUCUCAGAAAGCUGCAUCCCAAUCUACGACUUCCCAACCGUCUACAAAUACCUCACCACCUCCAAACACAGCUUCGUGGAGUCUUACGAUACACCAACACGCUACGGACGAGGCCGCUACAGCCGGCGCAUGAAUCCGGACAUCCAUCUGUCCGAAUGGCGCAAAGGGUCCCAAUGGUUCGAAAUGCAACGUGGCUUGGCCAUCAAGAUAGUUGCUGACACAAAGUACUAUUUGCUAUUCAAGAAGUACUGCAAGCCCUCUUGCUACCCGGACGAACAUUACAUCCCGACUUAUAUAAGGAAAUUUCAUGGUGAAUUGAAUACGAACAGGACAGUGACUUAUGUGGAUUGGUCGCAGCUGGGCCCGCACCCAGCGACUUUCAUGGCUGAGAAUAUUACUGAGGGGUUUUUGGAGUCGCUCAGGAAUAAUGGCACUUCGUGCUCGUAUAAUAAUGGGGAGACGGCUAUUUGCUAUCUUUUUGCGAGGAAGUUUGAUCCGAGUGCUUUGGAGCCGUUGAUGAAUCUGACAUCGCAAGUUAUGGGAUUUUGAAGAGUAUUGGUUCUUGUGAUAGUNU
This is a messenger RNA of Striga asiatica, 1768 nucleotides long. Lineage: Eukaryota; Viridiplantae; Streptophyta; Magnoliopsida; Lamiales; Orobanchaceae. The record is from the annotation of a GenBank genome assembly.